Serinus canaria (Common canary) is the source of this 2034-nucleotide messenger RNA. It is a transcript of the gene TBR1, whose product is annotated as T-box brain transcription factor 1. The record is from RefSeq and is a predicted model, not a curated record. Gene Ontology annotation, biological process: positive regulation of DNA-templated transcription; regulation of transcription by RNA polymerase II; commitment of neuronal cell to specific neuron type in forebrain. Lineage: Eukaryota; Metazoa; Chordata; Aves; Passeriformes; Fringillidae. Gene Ontology annotation, molecular function: RNA polymerase II cis-regulatory region sequence-specific DNA binding; DNA-binding transcription factor activity, RNA polymerase II-specific. Gene Ontology annotation, cellular component: nucleus. Bases 1 to 2034 code for a protein of 677 amino acids. The transcript has 6 exons.
AUGCAGCUGGAGCAUUGUCUUUCUCCCUCUAUCAUGCUCUCCAAGAAAUUUCUCAAUGUGAGCAGCAGUUACCCACAUGCAGGCGGAUCUGAGCUUGCCUUGCAUGAUCAUCCCAUUAUCUCGACCACUGACAACCUGGAGAGAAGUUCACCUUUGAAAAAAAUUACCAGGGGGAUGACGAAUCAGUCAGAUACAGACAAUUUUCCUGACUCCAAGGACACACCAGGGGACGUCCAGAGAAAUAAACUCUCUCCCGUCUUGGACGGGGUCUCUGAGCUUCGUCACAGUUUCGAUGGAUCUGCUGCAGAUCGCUAUCUGCUCUCUCAGUCCAGCCAGCCCCAGUCUGCUGCCUCUGCUCCUAGUACCAUGUUCCCUUAUCCCAGCCAGCAUGGACCUGCUCACCCAGCCUUCUCCAUCGCCAGCCCCAGCCGCUACAUGGCUCAUCAUCCUGUGAUCACCAACGGAGCUUAUAACAGCCUCCUGUCCAACUCUUCUCCGCAAGGCUACCCCACGGCGGGCUACCCGUACCCCCAGCAGUAUGGUCAUUCCUACCAAGGGGCACCUUUCUACCAGUUCUCCUCCACCCAGCCGGGGCUGGUUCCCGGCAAGGCUCAGGUCUACCUGUGCAACAGGCCACUCUGGCUGAAAUUUCACCGGCACCAGACGGAGAUGAUCAUCACGAAGCAGGGAAGGCGCAUGUUCCCUUUCCUAAGCUUUAAUAUUUCUGGUCUCGACCCUACGGCUCACUACAAUAUUUUUGUGGAUGUAAUUUUGGCGGACCCCAAUCACUGGAGAUUUCAGGGAGGCAAAUGGGUUCCUUGCGGCAAGGCGGACACCAAUGUACAAGGAAACCGGGUGUAUAUGCAUCCCGACUCUCCCAACACGGGAGCCCACUGGAUGCGUCAGGAAAUCUCCUUUGGGAAACUAAAACUUACAAACAAUAAAGGAGCAUCAAACAACAACGGGCAGAUGGUGGUUUUGCAGUCCCUUCACAAGUACCAACCUCGCUUGCAUGUGGUGGAGGUGAACGAAGACGGGACGGAGGAUACCAACCAGCCGGGCAGAGUGCAGACAUUCACGUUCCCCGAGACGCAGUUCAUUGCCGUCACCGCCUACCAAAACACCGAUAUCACACAGCUGAAAAUAGACCACAACCCUUUCGCAAAAGGAUUCCGAGACAAUUAUGACACGAUCUACACGGGCUGCGACAUGGACCGGCUGACGCCUUCCCCCAACGACUCGCCCCGCUCGCAGAUCGUGCCCGGGGCCCGCUACGCCAUGGCCGGCUCCUUCCUCCAGGACCAGUUCGUGAGUAACUACGCCAAGUCCCGCUUCCAUCCCGGGGCAGGAGCCGGCCCGGGGCCCGGCGCCGACCGCAGCGUGCCCCACACCAACGGGCUGCUCUCCCCACAGCAAGCCGAGGACCCGGGGGCCCCCUCGCCGCAGCGCUGGUUCGUCGCCCCCGCCAACAACCGCCUCGACUUCGCCGCCUCCGCCUACGACACGGCCACCGACUUCGCCGGCAACGCGGCCACGCUGCUCUCCUACGCGGCCGCGGGCGUCAAGGCGCUGCCGCUGCAGGCGGCCGGCUGCGCCGGGCGGCCGCUGGGCUACUACGCCGACCCCUCGGGCUGGGGGGCCCGCAGCCCCCCGCAGUACUGCAGCAAGUCGGGCUCCGUGCUCUCCUGCUGGCCCAACAGCGCGGCGGCGGCGCGCAUGGCCGCCGGCAACCCCUACCUGGGGGAGGAGGCGGAGAGCCUGGCCCCCGAGCGGUCCCCCUUGCCGGGCGCCGAGGACUCCAAGCCCAAAGAUUUGUCCGACUCCAGCUGGAUCGAGACGCCGUCGUCCAUUAAGUCCAUCGACUCCUCCGAUUCUGGGAUUUACGAGCAGGCCAAAAGGAGGCGGAUCUCCCCCUCGGACACCCCAGUGUCCGAGAGCUCCUCGCCCCUCAAGAGCGAGGUGCUUACCCAGCGGGACUGCGAAAAGACCUGCGCCAAGGACAUCGGCUAUUACGGCUUCUACUCGCACAGCUAG